Molecule: messenger RNA, 1376 nt
Organism: Carcharodon carcharias (great white shark)
Lineage: Eukaryota; Metazoa; Chordata; Chondrichthyes; Lamniformes; Lamnidae
Gene: ptpmt1
Product: protein tyrosine phosphatase mitochondrial 1
Exons: 4
Coding region: 51-638 (195 amino acids)
Biological process (GO): protein dephosphorylation
Molecular function (GO): phosphatidylinositol-4,5-bisphosphate 5-phosphatase activity; phosphatidylglycerophosphatase activity; protein tyrosine/serine/threonine phosphatase activity
Source: RefSeq, a predicted model, not a curated record
CGGAAGCCUCGGCCCGAGUGUCGCGGGCCGGCCGGAAGUGGCCGUUGGUCAUGGCGGCGCUCUUUGCGCGCGCGGUUUUCUACCCGAGUCUCGGUUACAACAUCUUUAUGUCGAAGGUGUGGGGCCGGCACUGGUAUGACCGCAUCGACCAGACCGUCAUCAUCGGAGCCCUGCCCUUCCGCUCCCUCACCGAGGAGUUAGUGAGGAAAGAGAAUGUGCGAGGAGUGAUAACCAUGACUGAAGAAUAUGAAACCAAAUUCUUUGUAAACACAGCCAAGGAAUGGGAAUCAUUUGGUGUGGAGCAGUUGUGUCUCAGUACGGUCGAUAUACUUGGAGUACCGAAAUUAGAAGACCUGAAAAGGGGCGUUGAUUUUGUUACGAAACAUGGUAAAAAUGGAAGCAGUGUGUAUGUGCACUGUAAGGCUGGACGAUCUCGCAGUGCCACUAUGGUGGCAGCAUAUUUAAUUCAUCUGCAUCACUGGAGUCCAAAGAAGGCAUGUGAUUAUAUUGCAUCAAUCAGACCUCACAUUCUUAUUCGCAGCGGCCAGUUUAAAAUUCUGAAGCGCUAUUAUAGUGAACUGUUCUCAGAGGAACCAGACACCCUGUAUGAAGCAAAAGGCACUGCAGCUUUCAAGUAGUAAAGCAUGACAUUUGUGGACAUAUAAAUGCUUAAACCUUUUAAGUGAUUCAAAUGGUUUAGAUUUGAGAGCGGUAACUGGAUAGAAUAUGAUUGCAGUAAAGUAUCAACUUUCUGUAAUAGCUUUCAGAGUCACCAGUUGAUAUGUUUGUUUCUGUUUGUUGCACUGUAACUAUCAGUUCAUUUUGAACUUUUGUUGUGAUGUUUGCUAAUUAUAGACAAUGUAAAAGCAACUUACAGUCCAGAGAGCAUAGUUCUUAUUUUUGAAAAAUUUUCAGGGAUAUUAGGAAAUUGAUAAUGCCCUUUAAUAAUUUCAGUGAAAUUUAAUGUAACGUCAGUUUUCUGAACUAGCCCUUACUUAUACAGUAAAUUCUGUAUUGCAGUGUUUUCGAGGAGUUAACUUAGGCCAGUAAAAGGAUAUUUCACUUUUUCAGAUCAUUUAUUAAACGGAAAUACUUUGACGUCUCCUGUCAGCUGAAUAAAACAGUAAAAGAACAGUACUUUUGUUACUUUUCUGAUUGUAAGCGUUGGCUGAAUGGGGUUAAUUCCAUUAUCCCAUGUUCCCAGGAAGCAGCUUUUUUUUUCUUGCAGGGAUCUUAGACUUGCUCCUUGCUGAGGCUAUGGGAUUGCAGGAUCACUCCUAAAACACACCCAUGAUAAAUUGGGUUAUGAUGUAUAAUGUAUGAAAUGUAUUUCACUGCUGUAUUGCAAUUAAACAGUUUUACAUGUGUAGAUCAUU